GAGUAAGAGUAUUCGUUGGCAGCUGAUUUUAAUUUGCAGAAGAGAAGUAUGCAAUGUUCAAAGGAAGCUGUGGUUAGGUUGUUUUACAACCUCUCAAGCUCCUCCUUGCUUCUCCUUCUCUUCCUUUACUGCUCUUCCAUUUUGCUUUCCAAGUUCUUCUACUUCAUUGGAAGUUAUCCACUUAUUCAGAGGGAUCAUGAUGGAUACGAGUUUUCCGAGGAAGAGGAGGAGGAGGAGGAAGAAGAAUAUGGUGGUGAUAGGUAUAAUUAUAGGGUGAACUGCAUGGGAAGUGACCACCUGGUGGCAGACAUUAUUCAUGGUGGGGAAUCACUUGUAUUCCUAUCAGAAAAUAGUUUUUAUAGGACUCCAAAUUAUGUUGAGGAUGAUGAGCUGACAAGUGAAGAUCAAGAAUAUGGAAGCUAUUCCACCGAACAGUUGUCUGCUCAUUACUCAUCACCUUGUUCAGAUUCUGAACAUCAUUGUCAUGAUGACAAAGAAACGGAAUUGCUUGUUGAAGAUGAAGAGAUACCAACAAAAGAUGCGGACUCACUUCAAAACUUUGAUGUGAAUCAAGAUUGUCCAACCCACACCCCCAUGGACUCGCAAAUACUCACAGACCUAGACAAAAGUAAUCAUAAGGUCCACAGUGAAGAAGAUGAUAUUAGCAGUAAUCGAGAAAUCAAACAACGGGUAGAAACAGAUUUUUCAAGAUCAAGUGACAAGUAUUUUGUUAUUGGACCAAAGAAAUUGGAAUCUACCAAAUUACUAGUUCAUGACAAAGAUACAGAUGAAGAAAUCUAUGGAGACUCUUGCACGGUUGGCUCCACUUCUAAGAGCUCCUCUGAGUGGAGAAGCUCAAUAAAUUGCAGAGAUUCAGGGACUGAUGAUCCAUUUUCUUCUUCUUCAAGAAGAAGUUGUCCCAAGUGGGAGUCCUACACGGUUUUCCAAAAAUAUGAUGAAGAGAUGAUGUUCCUACACAGAGUUAGUGCGCAAAAACUCCAGGAAACAGAGUCACUAAGGUCCAUCCAAGCUUGCCCAAGGUCGAUAUCAGAAAGAAUAGUCCACAAGUUUGCCGCCAUGAACAAGAAGCCAUCAGAUAUCAGACACAACCCAUAUCAUGAACUAGAAGCUGCGUAUGUAGCUCAAAUUUGCUUAACAUGGGAAGCUCUUAAUUGGAAUUACAAAAAAUUUGAACGUAAAAGAGCUGCACGCAAAGAUUUUGACUGUCCCGCCGGGAUUGCUCAGCAGUUUCAGCAAUUCCAAGUUCUUUUACAAAGAUACAUUGAAAAUGAGCCUUAUGAACAGGGGCGGAGACCCGAGGUCUAUGUCAGGACGAGGCUGUUGGCACCCAAGUUGCUCUUGGUUCCUGAAUAUCGAGAUUACGAGGAUGAUCAAAGGGAUGAAGGUUUUGGCUCAAGAAUUUCAGCAGAUUCAUUUCUGGUGAUAAUGGAAGAUGGAAUCCAAACCUUCAUGAAAUUUCUCAAGGCAGACAAGGAGAAACCAUAUCAAAUCAUUAAAGCAUUGCUUGGAAGGAAGAGAAAAGGUUCACUUGACCCAACACUUGUCCGACUCGUGAAAAAAGUUAAUGCCAAAAAGAAGAUGAAGCUUAAAGACCUUGGCAGGGUUCACAAAUGCUUAAGGAAAGGGAAAAACAAGGUGGAGAAGAUGGAGAUAUUGAUGGGUCUAAUUGACCUAAAAGUGGUGUCAAGGGUGUUGAGAAUGAGAGAUCUAAGUGAACAACAGUUGCACUGGUGUGAAGAGAAGAUGAACAAAUUGAGGAUUUUGGAAGGCGGUCUCCAAAGAGAUUCCUCACCACUUUUUUUCCCUGCACAUUGACCCACCACCAUUUUAUUAUAUAUCAUCAUAUGCAAAUCUUGUUGCUUUGGUGACUAGAUUCUGACUCUGCAUUGCUGCACAAAAUGAAUAUCCUAAGCAAGCUUUUGUAAAUACGUAAUAAUGGAGAGAGAAGGGUCCUACAAAUCAAAGUUAACUGCAUGUGGGGGAUGACAUGGAAAUUGGAGAAAUGGGAAAUCCAUGCAAUGAAAGCAAGAGUAGUAAAGCAUAUGGUAUUGGUAGGACGCGUAAGUGGCUUUUUGGUUUAUUUUCAAAGUGAAAGACCAGACACAAAGCAAGGAACAUGAAGAUAUAUAGAAAGAUACUACAAUGGUAGCUUUAUUACUUUGCUUUUACUUUUUCUUUUAUAAAUUAAGUGGGGUUUAUCUAUUAGGAUUUGAGAGAGGGAGAUGAAUCAAAAGAUGAGAAGGCCUGAUGCUCAGCAAUAUGAACAAAUAGGGUUGCACAUGCUACACUCCCAAGGAUCCCCACUUUGGUCUUAGGUUCAAUAAGAUUUUAUAUUAGACUUCACAUUUAGAAACCCUGAAAUUUAUUUUGUUUAUGAGUGAAUAACUGUGCCAGUAUAAUAAAAGCUAUUAAGGUGGGAUAGGAUAGGAUUAAGUUAGCGCAGCCUCAAAGAUGUUACAUUAUCUUAGUGAGCAAGUUAAACAUUUCGCUAUCAAUACAGUGUUCUUUUCUCUGUGUA
Molecule: messenger RNA, 2539 nt
Organism: Gossypium raimondii (Peruvian cotton)
Lineage: Eukaryota; Viridiplantae; Streptophyta; Magnoliopsida; Malvales; Malvaceae
Exons: 6
Coding region: 49-1836 (595 amino acids)
Source: RefSeq, a predicted model, not a curated record